AUGUACUCUUUAUUGAAACGUCCAAGCUUGUUAGCUACUCACCAAUUCAGAACUAUGAUUACUGCUCAAGCUGUGCUUUAUAGCCAACACGGUGAACCCAAAGAUGUGUUGUUCACCCAGAAGUUUGAGAUCGACGACGAUCACUUAACUCCGAACCAAGUUGUGGUGAAAACGUUGGCUUCGCCAGUAAACCCAUCCGAUAUUAAUCAAAUCCAAGGGGUUUACCCAUCAAAACCAGAAAAGACUACUGCGUUUGGGACAUCACAGCCAGCAGCACCAUGUGGGAACGAAGGGUUAUUUGAAGUUCUUAAGGUUGGAGACAAUGUGAAGGGUCUUGAGGUUGGCGACUGGGUUAUCCCAGCCAAUGUCAAUUUUGGUACUUGGAGAACUCAUGCUUUAGGGGAGGAGCAGGAUUUUAUUCAAUUGCCUAACCCAACCCAAUCUAGAACCAGUGGCAAACCGUACGGGUUAUCGCUCAACCAAGGGGCCACAAUCUCCGUCAACCCCAUGACCGCCUACCUUAUGUUGACCCAUUACGUCAAGUUGACCCCAGGAAAGGAUUGGUUUAUUCAAAAUGGUGGCAACUCUGCUGUGGGUAAGUAUGCGUCGCAGGUUGGGAAAUUGUUGAAUUUCAACUCGAUAUCGGUCAUUAGAGAUAGACCUAAUCUUGAAGAGGUUGUGGGUGAGUUGAAGGGAUUGGGAGCCACGCAAGUGAUUACUGAAGAGCAGAACAAUUCGAAAGAGUUUGGUCCUACUAUUAAAGGCUGGAUUAAAGAGUCUGGUGGUGAAGCAAAGUUGGCACUCAAUUGUGUUGGUGGGAAAAGCUCUACUGGUAUUGCAAGAAAGUUGAAUAAUAAUGGGUUGAUGUUGACGUACGGGGGGAUGUCAUUCCAGCCAGUAACUAUCCCCACGUCAUUACACAUUUUCAAGAACUUUACUAGUGCUGGGUUCUGGGUGACUGAGUUGUUGAAACACAAUAGGGAAUUAAAGUUGAAAACAUUGAAUCAGAUUAUUGAAUGGUACGAAUCGGGUCAAUUGAAGGAUGCCAAGUCGAAUGAAACUAAGUUUGACGGUAGUAAGGAAUUGCACGAGUUGUAUAAAGAUGGGGUAGCCAAUUCUAAAGCCGGUAAGCAGUUGAUCACAUAUUAG
Messenger RNA from Candida dubliniensis CD36, 1149 nucleotides. It is a transcript of the gene ETR1, whose product is annotated as Etr1p. The coding region runs from base 1 to 1149 and encodes 382 amino acids. Gene Ontology annotation, molecular function: trans-2-enoyl-CoA reductase (NADPH) activity. Gene Ontology annotation, biological process: fatty acid metabolic process. Gene Ontology annotation, cellular component: mitochondrion. The record is from RefSeq and is a predicted model, not a curated record. Lineage: Eukaryota; Fungi; Ascomycota; Pichiomycetes; Serinales; Debaryomycetaceae. The transcript has a single exon.